Cannabis sativa is the source of this 1428-nucleotide messenger RNA. RefSeq lists its product as uncharacterized. The transcript has 3 exons. The record is from RefSeq and is a predicted model, not a curated record. Gene Ontology annotation, molecular function: zinc ion binding. Lineage: Eukaryota; Viridiplantae; Streptophyta; Magnoliopsida; Rosales; Cannabaceae. The coding region runs from base 133 to 1428 and encodes 431 amino acids.
UCUCAUACAUGCUCAUUAGAUGUCACAUCUGUAGACCACCCUAAUGCAACAAGCAACCUGAUUGGUAGUGUAAUAAGAACCAAAUUUGUAAACCCAAAGAGAGACUACACACCAAAUGAAAUAGUGGAUGACAUGGCAGAUGACUAUAGUGUCUCCAUAUCUUACCAAAAAGCAUGGAGGGCUAGAGAAAAGGCUAUUGUAGAUGCAAGACGCUGUCCACACGAAUCGUACUCUGAAAUACCAAGAAUCUUGUACAUGAUGGAAAAAUGCAACCCAGGAACAAUCACAGACCUUGUCACAGACGAGAAUGGCCACUUCAAAUACCUAUACUUCGCAAUAGGUGCUUCCAUCAAAGGUUGGCAACACUGCAAUCCAAUAAUAGUCACGGAUGGUACUUUCUUAAAAAAUCAACAUGGUGGAACAUUGUUAAUAGCUAGUGCACAAAAUGCAAAUAGACACAUAUUUCCACUAGCAUUUGCAAUAGUAGACUCUGAGAAUGACACUUCAUGGAACUGGUUCUUCAGCAAACUAAAAGAAUCAUACAAUGAGAGAGAAGGGCAGUGCAUUAUUUCAGAUAGACAUGAAAGUAUUGCGAAAGCAGCAAAUACAAACUUCCCAAACCUCAUGCAUGGAGUUUGUUGCUACCACUUGCUAAAGAAUAUCAAGACCAAGUUCAAAAAAGGGGGAGAUGAACUCAGAAAUGCAUUCAAUGGUGCUUCCAAAGCUUACAAUGUCUUUGAAUAUGAAAAAAAUAUGAGAGAUCUAGACAAUAUUCAUAGCGGCAUAAGAGACUAUACGGUAAACGAAGUUGGAAACGAUGAAGUGGACAAGGUUAUACAGCCAAAACAGGCGAUACAAAACAAUGACAUCGAACAUCGCAGAAUCUGUGAAUGCAGCACUCAAAGAAGUAAGAGAGUUACCAAUAGCAACUUUACUAGAAUGUCUUCACUCUUUGGUCCAAAAAUGGUGGAAACAUCAAACCUGAUUGUAUACAAAGUACAUGAUUGUACCGACUCAUACAUAGUAAACCUGGAAAAAAAAACAUGCAGCUGUCAGAAAUUUGAAUAUGAUGAAAUGCCUUGCUCACAUGCAAUGGCUGUGUUAACCAAAAGGAAUCUAUCAUGCUACAGCUACUGCUCUUACUACUACACAAAAAAGGCUUUUUUGUCAACAUAUGAAGAUAAUAUCUUCCCACUAGCAGAUUCUACAACUUGGGAUAUACCGGAUCAUAUAAAAGAUAUGAUUGUUCUACCCCCAACACACAAGAGGCCAGCAGGGCGGCCAAAAAAACAAAGGUACAAAGGUGUGCUGGAAACAAAAACACAGGUCAAAUGUGGAUCAUGCAACCAAAAAGGACACAACAAAAGAUCGUGCAAAAAUGAACCAGUUCCAAAGCCAACCCGAAAGAGAAAGAACAUCAGUACUUAA